CACGCCGAUUUUAGGAACGUCAUUGUGAACAAUUUAUUUUUUCCUUCUGACUCCUAAUUCAGUCGGAGUCAUCCUAGCCAUUUUUACUAUUUACUAAUCAAAACUCCCUAGGAUUUCAAUAUCUUCGAUUCUAUCUGGUAUAUCAUAUUUCAAAAGUCAGUCCCUAUCUAAUGGAGACGACGUUACCACUUCCAUUUCUCAUCUCCGUCGAUGUCCCACCCAAUGCGGCCUCGAACGGGGAUGGGCAAGGUCUAAAUGAGGAAGAAGUCUCAUGUUUGGGUUGCGUGUUCUUCGAGGUCACUCAACAAAAUUUCGAAAAACUCCUUGAGCAUCUCAUCCAAGUCAAUGCCGCUACUCUCCACACAUUCUUCGAUGCUACCGGUCUCGAAUCAAAGAGUGAUGUUGUUACAUUAUUGGACUAUGGUGCCCAGAAAGUCUUUGUACAGCCGGAGAGGCUGUCGGACUUCGCACAAUUUGGUAGGCGAGUAGCUCCGGCAGUGAGCAAGCUAAACCAAGUAUCCUUCGGAACAGAACAUGGUUUACUUCUCAAGGAUUUCGACCAACGGAACUGCGAUGUAUCCAAGUUCAUGGCAUCGAGCAAGACUACUAAGAUGCCUCCUCUGUAUAUCAAGCCUAUUGAGGAUACUAUUUAUGACCACUUCGCCGAUAUAUGUUCACAGCUAUCUGCUAUCCCUAUUAUCCCAUCUACGAAAUUGACAGUUCAGGUAGAAGAAACAGAAAACAAAAUUUUCGUACCUAAAUUGUUCUCUGUUGCGUGGAAAUCAGACAGGCCAGAUCAUUUACUGCCCACCGUUGUUUGCGACACAGCGGGUGUAGCACUCGGUUUGGUGUAUAGUAGUGAAGAGAGUGUCGCUGAAUCUCUAAAGACGAAAACGGGUGUCUAUCAAAGUCGGAAACGAGGACUAUGGUAUAAAGGCGCUACAUCCGGAGAUACGCAAGAGUUGGUGAGGAUAUCCCUAGAUUGCGAUAACGAUGCGUUGAAGUUUGUCGUCAAGCAAACAGGGAAAUUCUGUCAUCUUGAUCAGCACGGUUGUUUCGGCGAUCUCAAGGGAAUCUCAAAGCUCGAACAAACAUUAGUUUCUAGAAAACACUCAGCACCGGAAGGUUCCUAUACCAAGAGACUUUUCUCGGAUGAGAAGCUCUUGAGAGCAAAGAUAAUGGAAGAGGCAGAAGAACUUUGCGAUGCGCAGACUCCGGAAGAGGUUGCUUUCGAGGCGGCAGAUCUGAUAUAUUUUGCCCUGACUAAAGCAAUUAGUGCCGGUGUAAGCCUAGCCGAUAUCGAGGAGAAUCUCGAUGCCAAGAGCCUGAAGGUCAAAAGAAGACCAGGAAACGCAAAGGGACAGUGGGCGCAGAAGGAGGGUAUCACCAACGGCACUGCAGAGAAGGCAAAAGAAGCCGCAAAGGAUUCUGCAGCCCCCCUGACAUCCGCCCCUGCAACUGCAGCUCACACAGCUCCAGACACAGGAAGAAUUACUCUAAAACGUGUGGACGCCAGCAAAGUCAGCGCAACGGAGGUUUCGGAGGCUCUGAGAAGGCCGUCCCAGAAAUCGGCUGAUGCGAUUAUGAGUAUCGUUACACCCAUCAUUAGCGAUAUAAGAAAGAAUGGUGACAAAGCCUUACUUUCUUAUACCCAUAAGUUCGAGAAGGCAACUUCUUUAACUUCGCCGGUCCUCAAGGCCCCAUUCCCCCAAUCGCUCAUGAAUCUUCCUCCUGAGACUAUCAAGGCCAUUGAUGUCUCUUUCGAGAAUAUCCGCACAUUCCACACUGCACAGAAAGAGCAGCCCUUGAAGGUUGAGACUAUGCCAGGUGUUGUAUGCAGCAGAUUCUCCCGACCGAUUGAGCGAGUUGGUCUGUAUGUUCCAGGCGGCACCGCUGUCCUACCCAGCACUGCACUCAUGCUCGGUGUGCCUGCCAUGGUGGCCGGAUGCCAGAAGAUCGUGAUUGCAUCCCCACCACGUUCCGAUGGCAGCAUUACACCAGAGAUCGUAUAUGUUGCUCACAAAGUUGGAGCUGAGAGCAUCGUUCUAGCCGGUGGCGCACAAGCUGUUGCAGCGAUGGCAUAUGGCACGGAGAGCGUCAGCAAAGUGGACAAGAUUCUCGGGCCCGGUAACCAGUUCGUAACCGCCGCCAAGAUGUUUGUUAGUAAUGACACGAAUGCCGGUGUGAGCAUCGAUAUGCCAGCAGGUCCUUCGGAGGUGCUGGUGGUGGCGGAUAAGGAUGCUAACCCAGCUUUUGUCGCAUCAGACCUGCUAUCCCAAGCCGAGCACGGCGUCGAUAGCCAAGUCGUAUGCAUUGCCGUUGACCUAGAUGAGCAGCAGUUGCAAGCGAUCGAGGAUGAGGUACAUAAGCAGGCCAUGGCCUUACCACGGGUGGACAUCGUUAGGGGCGCGAUUAACCACUCUGUCACAUUCUUAGUCAAGGAUGUUGAAGAAGCGAUGAGAAUUAGCAAUGAGUAUGCUCCCGAACACUUGAUACUCCAACUCAAGAACGCCGAGGAAGUUGUAGACAAGGUCAUGAAUGCCGGUAGUGUGUUCAUUGGGCAGUGGACCCCCGAGAGUGUCGGUGACUACUCUGCCGGUGUCAACCACUCUCUACCUACAUACGGCUACGCCAAGCAAUACUCCGGAGUAAAUCUCGGCUCGUUCCUCAAACACAUCACAAGCUCGAACUUAACUGCUGAAGGUCUUCAGAAUGUGGGAGGUGCGGUCAUGCAGUUGGCGAAGGUAGAGGAGCUAGAAGCACAUCGGAGAGCCGUUAGCAUCCGUUUGAGCACCUUAACCGGGAAGCAGAUAUGAAUCAGCAUGGAGAGAUGAUACGGAUCGAUGUGACCGUCUGAAGAGGGAAAGGAGGCCGACAGUAACCUGAUAGUAACUCAUCUGUGUUACGCCGGAUGUUACUAC
Annulohypoxylon maeteangense is the source of this 2921-nucleotide messenger RNA. Its product is annotated as histidine biosynthesis trifunctional-protein. Gene Ontology annotation, molecular function: phosphoribosyl-ATP diphosphatase activity; histidinol dehydrogenase activity; NAD binding. NCBI's taxonomy places the organism in Eukaryota, Fungi, Ascomycota, Sordariomycetes, Xylariales, Hypoxylaceae. The transcript has 2 exons. Gene Ontology annotation, biological process: L-histidine biosynthetic process. The coding region runs from base 171 to 2816 and encodes 881 amino acids. The record is from RefSeq and is a predicted model, not a curated record. Gene Ontology annotation, cellular component: cytoplasm.